AUGGUGCUGCGUCUGCCCCCCCGGGCGCCAGCGCCAUCAAUCUGCCUCAGCUGUCUCUUCCAAUUGCGCCAAAGCUCCCUCCCCCGCAGGUCCCUCUCCACACUGGUCCAGCAGCAACCUGUAAAGCCUCUGCGCGCCGCCCAAGUUCCCUGGAAGCCCAGCUACUUCCUCUCUAACCGCUCCCUCUCUGACGACGCCGCCCCCACCACCCCCCCGCAGCUGCUCCCCCACCGCCGCCGCCAACAACUUCACAAGACCCUCGAGAACGCCGAUGAUCCCAAUGCUCCCCUCCCCCCAGAUGCGUCGAGCCUGCUCUCCACAUCCUCGGCGUCUUCGCCUACGGGCUCACUAAAGCGCCUCCUAUACCCGUACCUAGCACUCUCAAAGCCGCGUCUCACCGUGCUUGUAGUCCUCUCCGCAAUGGCCCCCUACGCCCUGUACCCCACGGAUCCGCUUCUCGCAACAACCACCGCCCCAACUCUCUCCGCGCUCACACUCACCUUUCUCACCAUCGGCACCACGCUCUCCUCCGCCUCCGCAAACGCCUUCAACAUGUACCUCGAGCCCGAGCAUGACCGCAAGAUGUCGCGCACGCGCAACCGCCCCCUUGUCCGGGGGCUCAUCAAGCCCGCGCAGGCCCUCGCGUUUGCCUUUGGCACUGGCAUCAUCGGCACGACCGCCCUCUACUUCGGCGUCAACCCGACCGUUGCAGCUCUGGGCGCCGCAAAUAUUGUGCUCUACGCCGCCGUGUAUACGCCUAUGAAGCGGCUGUCUGUGGUCAAUACGUGGGUUGGCGCUAUAGUCGGUGGUAUCCCGCCACUCAUGGGGUGGGCCGCUGCUGCGGGCGCUGGAAGCGUCGAGGGUGCUGGCGUGUGGGAAAAUCUUGCGCACCCGGGUGGGUGGCUAUUGGCGGGACUGCUGUUUGCGUGGCAGUUCCCGCACUUCAAUUCGUUGAGUUGGACGAUACGUGAGGAGUAUCGGGCCGCGGGGUACCAGAUGCUGGCGUGGAAGUAUCCGAAGCUGAACGGGCGGGUGGCGUUGAGGUACAGUUUGUUAUUUUUCCCCAUCUGUGUGGGGUUGUGGAUGGCAGGGGUUGUGGACGCGGGGUUUGUGGUGGAUAGUUCGGUGGUAAAUGGGUGGUUGGUGAGGGAGGCAUGGAGGUUUUAUAAGAAGGCCGGGGAGGGCGGAACGGCGAAGAAGUUGUUUUGGGCUAGUGUGUGGCAUCUGCCAGUGGUGAUGGGACUUGCGAUGGUGCAUAAGGCGGGCUUGUGGAGGGGCAUGUGGGAGUGGGCGGUGGGUAGGGAGGAAGAGGACGAGUAUGAGUAUGAGGAUGAGGAAGAGGAGCAGCAGGCGGCAGCGACAGUGGCCAUGAGGACUAAGUGA
Messenger RNA from Morchella importuna, 1383 nucleotides. RefSeq lists its product as uncharacterized. Lineage: Eukaryota; Fungi; Ascomycota; Pezizomycetes; Pezizales; Morchellaceae. Gene Ontology annotation, molecular function: protoheme IX farnesyltransferase activity. The transcript has a single exon. The coding region runs from base 1 to 1383 and encodes 460 amino acids. The record is from RefSeq and is a predicted model, not a curated record. Gene Ontology annotation, cellular component: mitochondrion; mitochondrial membrane. Gene Ontology annotation, biological process: heme biosynthetic process.